CCCCGGACUCAGCGCUGUUCAGCCGCCGGCCAUUCCCCCCGCACAACUUUCUCCGCUUCCCACUCGCACUAUAUCGCCCUGCGCUUCUGUCGCACUGAGAUCGGAUCUGUCCCCCCGGUGCGGGGAAGGGGGGAGGUGCGCUGCCUGGGUGCGGGGGGAGGUGUCCUGCCUGGAAGAUGAGGCUGCCUGCUGGGGAGAGAAGCCGCCUGCCCUGCGGAAUGCUUCGCUGAUUGCACCGGGGAUCUAUGGCUGCUUUGUCGCAACGCUAGCACCUCGCCUCGGCCCGACCCUCUCCGGAAACCCCAUUCGCUCCAGAGCACUAGCCCGACCCCGGCUGGAGAGCAGUACAAUGGUGGAUGGUGUUAUGAUUCUUCCUAUCCUUAUGAUGGUGGCUUUUUCCUCUCCCAGCAUGGAAGACGAGGAGAUGAAGCUGAACGCAGGGCAGUAUAAAUGCGUAUGUGAAGGGAUGUCCUGUGGCAGUGGGGACCACUGUUACGGGCAGCAGUGUUUCGCUUCGCUCAGCAACAACGAUGGUGUCCUGGUGUCCCAAAAGGGCUGCUUCCAAGUCUAUGAACAAGGCAAAAUGACCUGCAAAACCCCUCCAUCUCAGGACCAGGCCGUGGAGUGCUGCCAGAGUGACCUCUGUAACAUGAACAUCACUGUAAAAAUAACAGAUUUAACAGGGAGAACAAAGCAAGGGGAGGCACCAAAUUACAGCGUGGAGACGCUAACGAUCUUCAUCUUGGCCCCUGUGAUUGUGCUAGUGGUACUUUCUGUCUUGGCCGUGCUGAUCUUCCGGAAAAUCCAACAGCGUCACAUGCAGAUGCUAAGCAAUCGAGAUGCAGAAUACGGAACCAUUGACGGGCUCAUCGCAUCCAAUGUUGGAGACAGUACGCUGGCAGAAAUGUUGGAUCAUUCCUGUACAUCGGGCAGUGGUUCUGGGCUUCCAUUCCUGGUACAAAGAACAGUCGCUCGGCAGAUCACACUAGCAGAGUGUGUGGGAAAAGGGCGAUACGGCGAAGUAUGGCGGGGUCUCUGGCAAGGAGAAAGCGUCGCAGUGAAGAUCUUUUCAUCUCGAGACGAAAAAUCCUGGUUCAGGGAGACGGAGCUGUACAACACUGUGUUACUGCGGCACGAGAAUAUUCUGGGUUUUAUUGCCUCAGAUAUGACUUCCAGAAACUCCAGCACGCAGUUGUGGCUAAUAACUCACUACCACGAGCUGGGCUCUCUCUACGACUACUUGCAGGUCACCACGCUGGAUUCGGUCACCUGUCUGCGCAUCGUGCUGUCCAUAGCCAGCGGCCUGGCGCAUCUGCACGUGGAGAUAUUUGGCACUCAGGGGAAGCCGGCCAUUUCCCACAGAGACCUGAAGAGCAAGAAUGUCCUUGUGAAAAAGAACGGCCAGUGCUGCAUUGCGGAUCUAGGGCUUGCCGUCAUGCAUUCACAAACAACCAACCAGCUGGAUGUUGGCAAUAACCCCCGCGUGGGAACGAAGCGCUACAUGGCCCCCGAAGUUCUGGACGAGACCAUCCAAGUGGACUGUUUUGACUCCUACAAGCGAGUGGAUAUUUAUGCAUUUGGUCUUGUCCUCUGGGAGGUGGCCAGGCGAAUGGUCAGCAAUGGCAUCGUAGAAGAAUACAAGCCUCCUUUUUAUGAUGUUGUACCCAAUGACCCAAGUUUUGAAGACAUGAAGAAGGUUGUCUGCGUGGAUCAGCAAAGACCAAACAUUCCCAAUAGAUGGUUCUCAGAUCCAACUCUCACAGCGCUCGCUAAGCUGAUGAAGGAAUGCUGGUAUCAGAACCCCUCGGCAAGACUCACAGCCUUACGCAUCAAAAAGACUUUAACCAAAAUUGACAAUUCUUUAGAUAAACUGAAAUCUGACUGUUGAAAACUCUUACUGACACUGCCAUGAAAUCUGUGCAUAGUUCGUGCCGACAAAGAAGAAAACACACAGUGCUUGCCCGAGGCCGAAGCGCAGACUUUUGUUUCAAGCAGUUCAUUUAUAAGGGAAAUUCUCACAAAGAGAUAAUUUGACAAAGUGCAAAAUUGCGCCGUAUCCCUUCUGCCGUUGUUAUGGCUGCGCGGGAUAAAGUCAGAGGCCUCAGGUAGUUUGUGGAGAAAAGUACAGAGAAAACAGAUUUUUUUUCUUUCAUUUUGAAACAAAAUUGCCGGGGGGGAUUUGUAUCGUCGAUUUUUGAAACCGUAAAUCUGCACGGAACGUCACACCCGCUACACCUAAAGCAUUUGCGCUACCAUGUUGCAUUCAAUAUAUUUUCAGGUUAUUUCUUUGUGAAAUGAUUUCCUACAAAACACAAUCGUAGACACUACAUGGCUGCCUGUUUGAAGACAAUCCCGCUUCGGAGCGUUACUCAGAGACUUGCGGACUCGCUUCCACGCCAAGGGCUGGUCGGACGUUUUUUUGCAAAGAUUUUGGGUCUCUGAGGGGGCACAGAAUAUAGAACAGGACAGAUCUGGGCAUUAAAAAAAAAAAAGAUGAUUCUGGAGAAAUGAGAGAAAUUUUCAGCGUUAUCCCGAUCACUCCUACGGAAAAGAGG
Messenger RNA from Xenopus tropicalis (tropical clawed frog), 2555 nucleotides. It is a transcript of the gene acvr1, whose product is annotated as activin A receptor type 1. Gene Ontology annotation, cellular component: membrane. Gene Ontology annotation, biological process: system development; regulation of developmental process; animal gross anatomical part developmental process. Gene Ontology annotation, molecular function: nucleotide binding; transferase activity; kinase activity. Lineage: Eukaryota; Metazoa; Chordata; Amphibia; Anura; Pipidae. The record is from RefSeq and is marked provisional.